This is a messenger RNA of Sitodiplosis mosellana (orange wheat blossom midge), 821 nucleotides long. RefSeq names its product putative sugar lactone lactonase YvrE. The record is from RefSeq and is a predicted model, not a curated record. Bases 273 to 797 code for a protein of 174 amino acids. Gene Ontology annotation, molecular function: calcium ion binding; gluconolactonase activity. NCBI's taxonomy places the organism in Eukaryota, Metazoa, Arthropoda, Insecta, Diptera, Cecidomyiidae. The transcript is spliced from 3 exons. Gene Ontology annotation, biological process: L-ascorbic acid biosynthetic process.
UCGGCUAGAAUUAGAAAUCGAACUGCAUUCGCCUCGUUUAUAAUUCCGAUAAAAUGCAAGAAAAAUCAAUUUGCCGUCGGAGUUGGACGUAAUGUUGAAAUAAUCCAUUGGAAUGGUCGUUCACCAGAAGCUGAUGUCAUUCGAACGGUAAUUACUACCGCACAAAUAGCUUAAACAAUGGCAAAGCAGAUCCACGAGGUCGACUUUAUGCUGGAACUGAACGAGCACUAUUUUGCAAAGACGAUUCAAGCGUGGCCAAUGGCACAUUUUUCAUGUACACCAGACAAGACGGUUUGGUGCGCUAUCGUGACGACGUUUAUAGCUCAAACGGUUUGACGUGGGAUACACACAAUAACAAGUUUUAUUACAUUGAUUCAUGCAAAUUCGAUAUCAAAGAGUAUGAUUGGGAUCCAUCAACUGGACGAAUUUAUAAUGAGAAAAUUGCAUACGAUUUUCGAAUAAACGGUGAAUUCACUGGCUACACUGCGGACGGUAUGACGAUUAACCGUAAUGGAUUGUUGUGGGUGGGUCUGUUCAAAGGAAAUAGCAUUGUUGCAAUCGAUCCAGUUUGUCACAAGGUUGUUAAAAAUAUCACCAUCCCAGCGCAUCAGGUGACAGCUGCUGUCUUUGGUGGGCCAAAUUUGGAUGAAAUUUUUGUGACGACAGCCGGCAGACCUUUUGAUAUCCAGAUUGGUGAAAGAGAUAGUGUUCCAGAGCCGCCAUUGUCGGGUUAUUUAUUCCAAAUUACUGGACUCAAAAGUCGAGGAUAUGCACCAUAUGAACUUCGAUGCAUAUAAUACAAUGGAAAAACUACUGAAAAA